Messenger RNA from Mauremys reevesii (Reeves's turtle), 548 nucleotides. It is a transcript of the gene ATP5MF, whose product is annotated as ATP synthase membrane subunit f. Bases 104 to 373 code for a protein of 89 amino acids. NCBI's taxonomy places the organism in Eukaryota, Metazoa, Chordata, Testudines, Geoemydidae. The transcript is spliced from 4 exons. The record is from RefSeq and is a predicted model, not a curated record. Gene Ontology annotation, molecular function: proton-transporting ATP synthase activity, rotational mechanism. Gene Ontology annotation, biological process: proton motive force-driven mitochondrial ATP synthesis.
GGCUGCCUCACUUCCGGCUUCUGAGCCCUUCCUCCCGUGAGUCUCAGCGCCACGCCCUGCCCGUCUUCCUCUCUUGCGCACCGGCACCCCGCGCAGCUGCAAGAUGGCGGACCGGCCCGUUCCCCUCAGAGACACCAGGCUGCUGGACGUGAAGCUGGGCCAGAUGCCCAGCUGGAUCGCAAUGCGGGAUUUCACCCCCUCCGGGCUGACGGGGGCUGUGCGAAGAGGUUAUGACAGAUACUUAAAUAAGUACAUCAAUGUGAAGAAAGGGAACAUCGGUGGUGCCGCUAUGGUGCUUUUUGGUUAUGUUGUUGUCAGCUACAUUUGGAACUAUGAGCACUUGAAGCAUGAUCGUUGGAGGAAGUAUCAUUGAAACAUUAACUUACUGCAGCAAUGCAAGUUGCAGACCUGGACGCAGCUGCUGGAACAACUUUCCCUGAUGAAGGCAUAUAAGCCAGUCACACUGAAUUCUGUAACUGUUAUAAUUCCAGGCAGAUUCUAUGACCAAUAAAAUAUGUACUUUAAGGUUGGUUGGUUUAUGUAACUAA